Molecule: messenger RNA, 1800 nt
Organism: Letharia columbiana
Lineage: Eukaryota; Fungi; Ascomycota; Lecanoromycetes; Lecanorales; Parmeliaceae
Exons: 4
Coding region: 1-1800 (599 amino acids)
Source: RefSeq, a predicted model, not a curated record
AUGGUCAGAAUUCCUGUACUCGGGAGGCUCUUCUGGCGAGAAUACAUUGCUCUUGCAGGAUCUCUUAUUCUGAUAUUCCUAGAGGGCUGGAUAAGGGUUAUUACACUUGGGCUUCCCCAACCAAUCAUUCGAUUCUGCUACAACAGAUCCAAGAAUCUCUUCAAUGUUUUCUCCUCCGCACAAGGCAGUCAAUCAAGAUCAAAACCAAAAUCAAUAAUUAGAUCGGUCGCGGGCGCUUCAGAUUUUGUGGAUUUAUGUGCUCUAUUUGGCUACUACGCAGAAGAGCAUGUUGUGCAGACAGGAGAUGGAUACUUGCUUGGGGUACAUCGUCUCUGUUUGAAGAAGCAGGGUGAAGAUGGCAUGAGGGUCAACGCGGGUCGUGGCAGUUUGCAGAAGAAAGUUGUGUAUUUGCAUCAUGGCCUGCUCAUGAACAGCGAGGUAUGGGUAUCUCUGACCGAGAAGGAGAGAUGUUUGCCCUUCAUGCUAGUCGAGAGGGGCUAUGAUGUCUGGCUGGGGAACAAUCGCGGCAAUAAAUACUCGAAGAAGUCCGUUCGCUUUUCCCCAGCUUCCAGCGAGUUCUGGGACUUUUCCAUGGACCAAUUUGCCUUCCAUGAUAUCCCAGACAGCAUCGAUUAUAUUCUCGCAACCACGUCGCAGUCAUCCCUAUCUUAUGUUGGCUUCUCUCAGGGCACCGCUCAGGCCUUUGCGACGCUGUCCAUCCAUCCUACCCUCAAUGACAAGGUGGACGUCUUCAUUGCUUUAGCCCCGGCCAUGUCACCUGCCGGUCUACGGAACGGAGUCGUCGAUGCUUUGGUCAGAGCUUCUCCCGAGGUCCUUUUCUUAGCAUUCGGACGCCGGAGCAUACUCAGCUCUGCAACCAUGUGGCAGUCUAUCUUGUACCCGCCGAUAUUUGUUCGCAUCAUUGACAUGUCGCUCUCAUUUCUCUUUGAUUGGUCAAGCAAGAAUAUCAGUAUCGACCAAAAGCUCGCUGCAUACCCCCACUUGUACUCCUUCACAAGCACAAAGAGCGUGGUACAUUGGUUCCAAAUAAUACGAAACAAGAGCUUCCAGAUGUUUGAUGAUGAUGUCCAAGCGCCAUUGAGCCUUGGAGCGAGUGACAGGUAUUACAGAGUGGCGAAAUUUCCGACAAGAAACAUCAAGACGCCGAUCGUGCUGGUUUACGGUGGCAGUGAUAGUCUAGUUGAUAUCAGGGUCAUGCUCAAAGAGCUUCCCAGGCAUACAGUCGCGAAAGAAAUACCCCACUUCGAGCAUCUUGACUUCCUAUGGGGACAGGAAGUUGAGACAUUGGUUUUUCCCCAUGUAUUCGAGGCUUUGUCAGAAUAUGCCGGUCGAGAUCAUUUGAAGUCUCCAGGGCUUACAUACAAGAGUACUGGGAAUAGGCAUCUUGCAGUCAAUGGAUCCUCAAGCUACCCAGAGGAUGACGGCGACAUGAGUGACAGUAAUCUGGAGACAAACAAGGGUUCAGCUCGACACUAUAUGCCCUUGCCGAAAGCAUCCCCACGACGCUUCUCUCCUACCACAUCUCGAAGUCGGAAAUAUGCCUCACCGCCUUCUUCGUCCUCAACAGAGCAGACGUCGGCGUCAAUGGAUGGCGCGAGCGAUCGGAGAACUGCGGCACAAUCCAAGAGUCGUGGCUCAAUACUGGGCAACAGCAUCAAGCACACAGGAAAAAGGAGCGGUAGCGUGUCAAGUACGAGAAGUGUCGACAGCACUAAAAGGUUUGGCGAAGGCGGCAUAAGUAUUGGCGCGAGCAAAGCUACGACUGGUUUUAGUACUUAG